Messenger RNA from Saccharomyces kudriavzevii IFO 1802, 1791 nucleotides. It is a transcript of the gene IXR1, whose product is annotated as DNA-binding transcription repressor IXR1. The record is from RefSeq and is a predicted model, not a curated record. Bases 1 to 1791 code for a protein of 596 amino acids. The transcript has a single exon. Lineage: Eukaryota; Fungi; Ascomycota; Saccharomycetes; Saccharomycetales; Saccharomycetaceae.
AUGAACACCGGUAUCUCGCCCAAACAGGACGACGCCUCCAACCCCAACCUACUCAACAUAGGCCAAGACCAUUCGCUGCAGUACCAGGGCCUCGAACACAACGACCCUCAAUACCGAGAGGCCUCUCACCAGACCCCUCAUCAGUACUUGAACCAGUUUCAAGCGCAGCCCCAACAGCAACAACAACAGGCGCCUUAUCAAGGCCACUUCCAACAGUCGCCGCAACAACAGCAACAGAACGUUUAUUUCCCUCCGCCUCCGCAAUCGCUGAGACAGGCCACUUCGCAGUCGCAGUCGCAGUCGCAGCAGCAGCAGCAGCAAAAUGCUCCUCUUAACUUAAAUCAGCAGCAACAGUACGCUAGUUCGAAUUCGAAUUCGAACCCGAACAACAAUGUUAACGGCAACACGAUUCCUCAGGACUUCGGUUACAUGCAGCAGACCGGGUCCGGUCAAAACUAUCAAACGAUUAAUCAACAGCAAUUUUCUGAGCUGUACAACUCGUUUCUAAGCCAUUUGACGCAGAAGCAAACAAACCCCUCCGCUGCAAGCGCAAACUCGUCUGCUAAUAACAACAACCCGAGCAGCGGGAACAACAGCACCGGCAGUAAUCCCGCUCAAUUGGCAGCUUCUCAUUUGAACCCGGCCACAGCCGCCGCCGCCAACAAUGCCGGCGCUUCCGCUUCAUACUUGACUCAACCCCCUCAGGUGCAAAGAUACUACUCCAAUAACAUGAAUGCUCUUUCCAGUCUUUUGGACCCUUCCUCUGCCAAUGCUGCGGGCAACGCUAACUCCGCGACCCACCCCAGUCUGUUGCCGCCCAACUUGCCGCCGCAAUUGUCCCACCACCAGCAACAGAUGCAACAACAGCAAUUGGUGUUGCAGCAGCAGCAGUUGCAACAGCAGCAACAGCUGCAGCACCAACACCAACUGCAACAACAGCAGCAGCAACAACAACUACAACAGCAACAGCAACAACAUCAUCUACACCAGCAGCAGCAGCAGCAACAACAACAUCAACAUCCAGUGGUGAAGAAACUCUCAUCCACUCAAAGCAGAAUUGAAAGGAGGAAACAACUGAAAAAGCAAGGGCCCAAGAGACCUUCUUCCGCCUACUUCUUGUUUUCCAUGUCCAUAAGAAAUGAGUUACUGCAACAGUUCCCAGAGGCCAAAGUGCCCGAAUUGUCCAAAUUGGCCUCAGCAAGAUGGAAGGAGUUGACCGAUGACCAGAAAAAACCAUUCUACGAGGAGUUCAGAACCAACUGGGAAAAAUACAGAGUCGUAAGAGACGCUUACGAAAAGACUUUGCCACCAAAGAGACCCUCGGGCCCCUUCAUUCAAUUUACUCAGGAAAUCAGGCCCACAGUUGUCAAGCAAAACCCUGAUAAGGGUCUAAUCGAAAUCACCAAGAUAAUUGGUGAAAGAUGGCGCGAAUUAGAUCCUGCCAAGAAGGCAGAGUACACUGAAACCUACAAGAAGAGAUUAAAGGAGUGGGAAAGCUGUUACCCCGAUGAAAACGACCCAAACGGUAACCCCAUCACUCCUUCACACAAGGCCAUGAACAUGAAUUUGAACAUGAACACUAAAAUAAUGGAGAACCAAGACAGCAUCGAACAUAUGACCGCGAGUGCAAUCGAAUCUGUCACGGGCAACAACAACAACAACAACAACAGCACAAACUCAAACACACCCGUUUCGCCCCCUAUUUCAUUGCAGCAACAGCCGCUACAACAACAGCAACACAUGUUGUUGGCAGACCCCACUGAAAAUGGUUCUAUCUUAAAAAAUGAAUAA